This is a messenger RNA of Cydia strobilella, 927 nucleotides long. RefSeq names its product keratin, ultra high-sulfur matrix protein-like. The transcript has 2 exons. The record is from RefSeq and is a predicted model, not a curated record. NCBI's taxonomy places the organism in Eukaryota, Metazoa, Arthropoda, Insecta, Lepidoptera, Tortricidae. Bases 23 to 901 code for a protein of 292 amino acids.
GUUCCAUAUAGCAUUUAAGACAAUGCAUUCGUCUAUCAUAUUUAUUUGUUUAUUGUUAGCUUCUAAUGUUACAUCUCAAGACUGCGGCUGCGGUUUACUUCACACAAACCUUCCACUGCCCAUAAAAAACCUUUUAUCCGGCUCAAUUCCAAUCCCAGUCCCACCAUGCGGCUGCCUCAAGUCAUGUGGCUGUCCAGAACUAUACGGCCUCCUCCCCCCCACUGUGCCCCCUUGUGGGUGCUUCAACCCCGCAAUUGGUAUACCUAACCCCGUGAUUCCAGUCCAAACUUGCGGCUGCAUGAAUGCUUUCGGAGCGUGUACCUGCGGCGCUCCUGUUAUUGGAAAUCUUUGCGGACGUAAUACGCCUACAGUUGGGAUAUCAACAACUUGUGGAGGCAGCGACCCUAAUGUGAGGAUUGUCGAUGGUUGCCCACGAUGCCAACCUGUGUAUAGUUACAAUCUGCCUUCGAUCGGGUAUCCUACAUGCGGUUGUACUGAGUUUGGUGGUGUUGUAGCGCCUAGUAUUCUACCGCCUUGUGGGUGCGCAGGGUGCGGUUGCGGGGCCCCUCUCGUUCCUUUUGGGGUUUAUGGUUGCGCUGCUCCAUCCUGUAGUUGUGGUGGGUGUGGAUGCGGUUGCAUCGGCCCUUGCGGUUGCGCUCCCGUAAACGCAUGCGGUUGCGUAGAGGUACCUUGCGGUUUGCCUAAAGUUAAGACUACUUGCACUUGCGUAACCCCAACUAUUGAAACCCCCUACGGCUGCGCCCAAGGCGAACCCACCUGUGCUUGUGCUUCCACAUUGGAGCUUCCCACUUGUGGGCUCCCAGUUGUGCCUCCUUUCUCACCAGUUAUUGGGUGCUCCAGGUACUUACGGCAGGUGUGCGUGCAGCCUCCAUUUUUGUAGUUAAGUUAGAUUAAGUGAUAAAUUAU